Molecule: messenger RNA, 834 nt
Organism: Drepanopeziza brunnea f. sp. 'multigermtubi' MB_m1
Lineage: Eukaryota; Fungi; Ascomycota; Leotiomycetes; Helotiales; Drepanopezizaceae
Source: RefSeq, a predicted model, not a curated record
AUGGUCUUGGAGUGUGGAUACUUGCAGAAUAUCAGAGGGAGCGGGAAACUUCGACGCAUGGCUUUAUGCAACUGUGUUGGUGAUCUUCACGACGGCGCUGGAUUGAGCGAUGCUGUUCUCCCAAAUGGAGUCCUAUCCAACCCAAUCUUCGAAGAGAUUGACUGCGACGUUCUCACAAUUGGCAACCACGAGCUUUACGUGUCCGAGAUUGCUGAUGAGCAGCAGGUAACUCUUACAGGUUUGGUCGGAGAGAAAUGCCAACCUGCCCUGCAGCUUCUACAACUUCAGCAAAGUCUGGGGCGACAAAUCGUGACUAGUAACGUCCAAAUUCUCAACCCAGUAACGGGCGCUUUCGAUUACAUCGGGUCCGAAUACCGCUACUUCUCCACAGCCCAUGGCUGUCUGAUCUACGUUCUCGGUCUCCGUAUCAUGACCUUCGGCUUUCUCUUUGACUUCACCGGGAACUCCAAUGUCUCCAAGGUGAUCAAGCGGCAUCACCCGCCGCCAAACCGUCGUGACCCCGGGCUACCUCACCACCGACGACUUCGGCAGCGACGGCGACGACAACCCGCACUCCCCAAUCCCAUCGGCAAUGCCUCGUUCCCCGCUGACGGCAGCACCCCGGCUGUCGUGCACGUCGUCUUCUUCGACUACUUCGCCAGCACGGUGGUGCAAGUGCUGAAUAGGUUCCGGGGCGGCGCGUACACCAUGGACGACGUGGCGUACUACGUGAACAGCAACUACACGGCGCAGAACUACCUGCCGGACUUCGCCAGGUUGAUGUGGCAGGCCAACGUGCCGACUUUGUCCGGUCGGGCUGGGCAUAGGCUAUGA